Molecule: messenger RNA, 6127 nt
Organism: Monodelphis domestica (gray short-tailed opossum)
Lineage: Eukaryota; Metazoa; Chordata; Mammalia; Didelphimorphia; Didelphidae
Source: RefSeq, a predicted model, not a curated record
AUUCCAAGGAGACGAGUUGGCUUGAGACAGAUGAACUAGACCCUCUUCCUCUUCUCUAGGUCCCUGCCAAUCUGGUGCUGUUAAGGAAAGAACAGAGACUCACUAGACACAGGGAGGGAAAGUUCUAGAUGGAGAAAAUGCAAGAAUAUAUGAAUGUGUCUGAAGAGAAAUGGAACCCUAACAACUCAGGGAAGAACUUUGAAAGCUUUUUGGAAGCAAUCCAGAAAGCUUCUGAGCAAUUGCCAGAUACUACCUCUCAAAUUCUCAGUUUCCUGGAAAGAAAGAUCUUAAGCUGCAAGAGAAUAAGUUCUUUCACGAGCCUGAAUAUAAUUGAAACCAUCACCAACUAUUUAUUAAAUAUGAAUCCAGAGAAAGAGCAGGAAGAAAAAGCUGUUGCUGUUCUAUUAGCUAUAGGAAUCCACAGCCCCAAAAUGGUUAUUAGUAUUUUUUUGGAUCAAAUUAACACGCAAAGCCAGCCCCUACCAAGUCUUCUUCGGACGGUGGCGAAACUUCUCCACUAUCAAGGUGUAGCAUCCUACCUUGGUGCUACAUGGAACUGUGUUCUACGUCUCCUGAGAAAAGCCUCAACUGAAGAAGAAAAACUGGGAUUAUGUAAUUUGAUCAAUGCAUUGGCUGUUAGUGUCCUUAAACACAUUGAUCUGGGCAGUGAUGAAGAGACCAUGGGCAUCAAAAAGGAGCUGGUAUCCUUUAAGGCAUGCUUGACCAUCCGAGUGCUCUUUAAUCGCUGGUCCUUGAACACCACAGACAAGGUGACUGAAAGUACCUUGAGCAUAUUGGGAGACCUCUUCUUUCUCAUCUCACCACCAAAGUUGAAAUGUCAAGUAUGCUGGCUAAUUCGUCGUCUUUUGAACCUGAGCAAAGCAGGUGUGAAGCCCUUCUACAUUACUCAGUGUCUCUGCCAGCUCCUGGAAGCUGUGGCUGCCAGCGGGUCUGGGGGUAAGAAUCUGGAGUCGAAGCUGGAUGACCUUGUGGUGCUGUUGUCAUGGCAGGUGACUUUGAAAGUUGUCGAUACAGAUUCACAGUCAGUUCAGAACCAAAAAAUGGCCCUCAAGUCCUUCCACAUGAUGACACGGCUAUACCACCAACAGAUGGCAAAGUUGUUCCUGAAGAGCAUGGAGUGCAAGGAUGAACAAAAGGUCAUAACAACCCUCAACAUCUUCCGAGAUGUAUUCCAGGAGGUGCCCCAGACCAUGGAACUAAAGAAUGACGUGAUGCAGACCACUCUAAAUCUAAUAAAGGAGGACUCCAAAGUAGUACGGUUGCCUCUACUACAUUUUAUUGAAAAAUUAGGUGUGUGUAACUAUUUCACCCUGCAACAAGGCGAUAUAAUUAUCAACCAUCUCAUCAAUCUCAGUCAGAUUGGAUCCACCACAGUUGACGAAGAAACCCGGGAUUUGUCCAUCAAUAUCCUCCAUCUGGUGUCCCUGCCCAAGCUGAUAUAUUUGUUGUGUCAGCCUAUGACCCCCAUGGCAUUUGUGCCCCUCUGCAAGACUGCCACUGACAUCGCAAUGAAGGCUCAGACCAUGGGACAGCCCCCCUACCUUAGCAGCUACCAUCUUAACCCCAUCAAUAACCCUUCCCCACAACUGAUCUUUGCCAACCUUCUGCUAUCUUCAUUGAUGCCAUAUAAAGCAAAGGAAUUUGGCAAAAUCUCCCUUUUGCUGUUGUAUGUUCUCCAUCCUCUCAGCUCCCUGCAUCCCGUGAUCCACUACAAAUUGGGCCAAGUGUGGAUGAGAAAUAUUCCUUAUAUGAUUCAGAUUUUGGAGAAACACACCGAAGAGGAAUUUGUUCAGGAAAAUUGGGAGAAAAGGCUGCUUUUAUUUUCACAUAAUACCAUGGUGGCCAUUGAUGAUGACUCCUGGAUGAAGGAAUUAAUCAAAGUGGUAUUUGAGAAGAUCAAAAGCUUCACAUGGUUGCAACAGAAGAAUGAGAAAUUCUUCUUAUACAGACUUGUUGGUUACAUUCUGAAGACUUCUGAGGACUAUAACUUUGUAUACACAAUAUUGUAUGAUAUUCUAUAUAUCACUCAAGAGGAAGAGUUGGAAAGCCAGGGCAUUGGUGAUGCUAUUGGUAUUGUGGCUACCAGCCAUCUUCAGACAGUCCUCAAUGUACUUCAAGAUUAUAGCAGUAUACUUACCAAUAAGAAGACAUCCCUUCUCUUAAAGCUCAGCAAAGAACUUCGACAUAAGGAGUGGUUAAAAGCCUGCAACACUAUCUAUAUUGCCUAUAGCAGGAUUUUAAAAGAAAUCAAGCUCGAUAUUGGUCCCCAGGGAGACCUCAUCUUAUCUUUAACCAUAAAUCACUACCAAAAUUGUAUCAUAGAAAAGAAUAAGGACCUGAAGCUGAAUUAUCUGAAUUACCUGGUAAAGUUAACAAGCAUCUUGGCAAACCUGGAUCACUUAGGCUUCCUUUUCUCCUACAAAGUGAAGAUGAUCUACUUCAUGAUGGAAAUGAUGAAACAGGAGCCAACAACUUCCAUCUCCAGUUCUGUUAGGCAGAAGGCAAUGAUAAUCAUCUCAAAUCUCAGGAAGCUGCACCCCGCCUUAACUCUAGAAGACAGGAAGGAACUGCUCAGAGUUAGCUUUAAAAGCAUUGUUGGUCUGCCUCCGUUAGAGGUUAUGCAGGCGGAUGUACCAUUAAAGGAGUCCCAAUCUGUCGCGACUCUGUUCCGGGACACAUUGCAGGUUCUACGGAAGAUGUUGCAGGGGUUGGUCAUGGAUAUGCCAACAUGGGUCCAGAACUAUGUGGAGUUUCUGGAAAUCUGGCUCAGUUCUCAGAAGGACCAUGAGAGGGAACGAGCCUUGUGGUGUGGCGUUCGCAUCCUCAGUUUCACUGCCCAGAUGCAUAAUUUUGAUAUUGACAUUGAGUUCUCCCGGCUGGGGCGACUGGUGAGGCUUCUGGCCAUACUUUGCCAAGAUUCGGUGGACAACAUUAGCUUCCUGGCCUCACAGGCUCUUUACAGUCUCUACUGCAUCAUGCUACAGAAGAAAAAGUUGAAUCAGCUUAAGGAGGAGGUACGGGAAGACCAUCCCAAGAAAGAAGGUGUCUACAGUCCCUCUGUGUUCCAUAAUAACACUUCUGAGAUUGCUAAGGCUUUUGCAGAAUACUUCAACCCAAAGGAGCUCAGCAGCCUAGUAUUGGCUGCCAUGGAGGGUUUAACUGACAACAGGGCCAAGAUCUCUCUGGCUUCAGGGAAACUUGUGAGUGCUCUUCUAGAGGAGAGAGGGAAAGACAUGUUAAAGGUUGAUCAAAUUGUUGAUAGCAUCUAUGAUAAAUUGAAAUUCCAGUUGGAACCAGCCACAAGAAUGGAGUUACUGCAAGCCAUCUGUUCACUUGCAGGCAACAACACCUGCAAUGUAAUGCCUAUGCUGCUGAAGCGUCCACUUCCUUGGGAAAAGGCUCCUCCUCAUGGGUCUGGGGCCAGCUCUGGGAGUAUAGCCAUCAGGUCGCACAAUUUAUGCAUCCCUGGAUCCUGCAGAAUCAACAUGGAACUAUGGAGAGUUUUUGGCACCAAGAGGAAGACCACAAUCAACGUCCUCCAGAUGCUUCUAUCUAUCUUGGAAGAGAGGCGCUAUAAGCAGAGCUACCAGGAGAUAUCUUUCCGUCAUGUGGCGGUGACCUGUGCCCUGUGCGAGAUGUUGUCAGGGACAGAGUCCAGGCUGGCUGUGCUGGAGUUCUGCCCCCGGCUUCUGCUGGCUAUCCUAAAUCAUUUAUAUUGGGUGAUUGAGCAGAAUGUCCCCCAGAAUAUGGUGGUGUACUGUAAGGAGGACAUCAGAGGCACCAAGACCAUGAUCCUUGAUCCUGUCAGUUGUGCAUUGGAAGCUAUCAAGACCAUGUUGAUAGCUGCUGAGUAUUAUGAUGUUGUGUCCUAUGCUGACCAGCACCGUGGCUGGGAUCUAUUAUCCAGUCCCAAGUAUUACUACAUGGGAAUCAUUGAGUUAACAAGCAACCCUUGGACUCCUGUGUCCCAUCCCAGUGGCAUAGUGAGGAACUGUGACUCCAGUAUUCUGCAUCGAGUUAUGGACCACGUCAAGCCACUCCUGUACAGUAUGGAUGAUAGGCAGAAGGUCAUGGCUAGGGCUUUGUUUGUCCAGCUCCUGUGGCACCAGUCAGUGGCCCUGACCUUUGGGGAAAGCUUCCUGAGUCACCUAAUUAAGUGGAUCCAUGAACCCAAUGUCAUCAUGCAAGAGAUUGGACUCCGGGGAAUCAGUAACCUGGUACUACACCACGGGCAGGAAUCGACACUUGCAUCUCUACUUCCAAUCAUUCAGAGCUUCCUGAAAGAGGAAGAAUUGGUAGCAGUGCAGGCAGUGAAAGGUCUCCGUAACAUCAUCUGUUAUACCCGAGGCAAUGUGAGCAAGAAAGGCUUUUGCAGCAUUUCCAGACAGCUACGACCCCUCAUCAAUGAUGAGAGGGACCAGGUCCGGAUUUCAGCCACCUCUGCCCUUAGCCACAUGCUCCAUCAAGUCUUCAAGUUCAGGCCACGCUCUAAGACUCGGAAGGAGCUUUACAGUUUCCUGGUCCCACUAUUGAUCAGCAUUCAAGAUGCUAACAUUGAAGUGGCUAAGGUCUGUGGAAGGGCUUUGACUGAGUGGGCCCAAGGGUUCGGAUGGAUGUCCCUUGAGCCAGCAUUCCAAAACCCAAUCCUAAUUGACCAUGUCAGGAUAUUGGAAGAAACAUGCAAAUGCCUGGUUGGCACAGGCCACAGUUUGUUGGUGGGAAAGUUGCUGUUCCAGAGCUUUGACUUUCUACAGAGCCCACGGCCGACCCUUAGGGCUGCAGCGAUCACAUUUAUAGGGCAAACAGUUAUGAAGUUAAACAUGAACCAACUGUAUGAAGAAGAUGUACAGCUGUUGCUGAAUACCCUUCAAGAUCUAAAGGAUGACCCUGUGGAAUCUAUACAGGGUUUAGCUUCCAUCACGAUCAAGAAAAUGAAAACAGCUUAUGUGAAGUCCUCAAUGUCUUCUAAUUUACAGAUGAAGCAUACUUUUAUUAAAAUCCCUAGUUUUGGUAACAAGAAGCGACUCUUUAAGAACAUACAAUCCAGUGAUAAAGUCAAAAAGAACACUUCAAAAUGUACUAAAUUUUGCCACUGGAAAAUAUCAAACAUUUGGCACAGUUCUGAUGAUAGCACAAGAGAAAGGGAUCACCAAAGAAAAACUCUUCAGUUUCCCAGGAGAAUACUUCCCCAAAAAAAUGAAACACGAAGUUUUGAAAAGGACCCAGAGAAAAAGUCUUUAGUUUCUCAGGAUAAUGCUUCCCUAGAAAAAUGAAACACAAACUUUAGAAAAGUCUAUGUCCCAAGUUCAUAAAGAGCUCAAAACCUCCUGACCCUUGAUCUCUUUUUGGAGUUUGAGACUGAACUUUUCCCCAGCUGUUUCCUUUGCAGCGGGAGUUUUGUUCCAGAUGAUCUUUUCCUGGUUUUGUACAAGUGAAUGGAUUACCCAUACCUAGCUCCCUCUUCCUUUUCUUCUCCCACACUCCCAGGGUUAGGUAGAAACCUAAGACAUGGUUCUGGUUUUCAGGAAAUGCUGUUUCUAUUCUACCCUUUAUUUUAGACCUCUUUUCCCGCAUAACUUUGUUAAUAAAACGUCUUUCCUUAUUUUAAGAAAAAGUGGCAUUCAUCUCAUGGGUUUUAAUUGCCAGGGGAAGGUAAGGGCAUGGUGUUGGAGAAGUGGAAUUGCAUGUAAUCCUAUAAAUCAGGACUGCUUAAGAGUUUUACAUCACAAAUAGAGGGAGACUCCCCCUCAGUUGUCUUCUUUCUCUCUUUCAUUUUUGUCUUUAUAGGAUGGUUACUUCUAUAUCUUCCUUUCACUGCUAGACUUAUCUAAUGGAUAGCCUGGACUUCCUUCUCUCGCUACCUAUUCUUUCCUUAAUUAUGUAAGAGUUCUGCAACUCUUAAUGGCUAAAUUCACCAAAACUUUCAGUGGCUAAGCAAAGAAACAAGAAAAUAAACUAAUGAUUGGAUAAAAAAAAAAAAGAAAAAACAAACAAACCCAAGCUUCUUACUCUGAAGAUAAAGCAAACGUUUCCUUGUUUCAACUCUUACACUUUUUCUGUAUAAACUAAGAGAUAGUAGCUAAGGCUUCUUUGAAUCAUGCACCUA